Messenger RNA from Meloidogyne enterolobii, 1500 nucleotides. NCBI's taxonomy places the organism in Eukaryota, Metazoa, Nematoda, Chromadorea, Rhabditida, Meloidogynidae. The record is from the annotation of a GenBank genome assembly.
AUGACAGGAAUUUUGACAAAAGAAAACAGGAAACGUGGAGGCAAGUCUAUGCAACUUAUUAGCAAGUCAGAUUAUUCUUCACAACUGCAACGGGCUAUCAAUCGGAUGAAGGCUGAUUAUGAAGAAGCUAUUUCUUUGCCUAUUAGUGAUAUUUUUAUGGAAAUUUGUUUUAGAGCUCUCACGUCACCAGGAGGAUCAGUUUUAUUGGCCGGACAGUCAGGAAUUGGAAGCAGAGCUGCGAUUGAAAUUAUGAGUCAAAUGCAUCAAAUGAAGCUUUGCAAUCUUCGUGUCUCCUCUUCUUACUCAUUGCGGCAAUUCAAUCAAGACUUGAGAGAUGCAAUUCAAAUGGCUUGUGUGGAUGGUGAGCAAGUACUGCUAGUAAUAGAGGAUUACCAAUUGCUUGAUGAAUCAUUCCUUCAACACAUCAACUCUUUGAUUGCCUCAGGGAAUGUACCAGGCUUGUAUAAUAGUCAGCAGGAAGUUGACUCACUCUUAUCCCGUCUGAGAGAUUCUGCAAUGGAAGAGGGGUUUGGAGGAGGGGGAAGUACAACAGGAAAUCUGCAUGAUUACUUUGCUUUUAAAAUUCAGCAGAAUGUGCAUGUAGCUAUGAUUAUGAAUACUGGACAUCAAAAAUUUGCAUCAAGGAUUCUUUCAAAUCCGUCGCUUUAUAAGAGAUGUAAUAUUGUAUGUAAAUUACUAUAUCGACUAAUACACCUUGAAUUUACAAAAAUCGUGAAUUUCCACUAUACUUGGGUUACGAUGUUUAGUGAUAGUGGACUUCUGAUUUGGCAACCAAAUUUAUCUCCUGAAACACUAAAACAAAUUGCCGAAUUGUCUCUUAUACAAAAGAAAGAUGAUUCUGACAAAAAUUCACAACCUCCAGCUAAUUGGUUGUUGCAAUCAUUUGUUCAAUUAUUCCAAUUGGCACCCUCAGAAAGUCAAUCACCCGAACGUUUUUCAAUUUUUGUAGAAAAUUUCCAUCAACUUUUGUCUGCAAAAAGGGCAACAAUUGAAAGGCGUGUAAAUUCUCUUAGAGGAGGGGUUACAAAAUUAACAGAAACGAGAACUGCUGUUGCUAAACUUCAAAAAAGGGCAGCUAAAAAAUCAAAACAAUUAGCUGAAAAACAGGCGGAGGCUGAUGCUGCACUUGCAGAAAUAACUAAAAGUAUGACUAGUGCAAAUGAACAGAAGGCUGAUAUGGAGGGAUUGAAAAGUGCUACUGAGGCUGAAAAUUUGAAAAUUGAGGAGCAGAAAAAGCUCAUUGAUCAACAAUUAAGCGAGUUGAAAGCUCGAGAAGCUGUUGGUUCAAUUAAAUCAGAAAGUUUAUCAGAAGUACGUAGUUUGCGCGCUCCUCCAGAAGCUAUUAGGGAUAUUUUACAAGCUGUUUUGCUUUUUAUGGGUAUUUUAGAUGUUUCGUGGGAGGCAAUGCGAAAAUUUUUAGCCAAAAGUGGUGUUAAGGAAGUACUUUUAUUUAAAAAAUUUUUGAAAAUAUAUUUUUAA